AUGGCGACACCAAAGCGACGUAAGGUCGAGACAAUUGAAGGCUCAAGGCCAAUGAGCGCAUUUGCGUUGAGGCAGCAGUUGCUUUCAGCAAGCCCGUCCUUGUCUCCAGCACCUCAAGCCGAGUCUCAGCCAGCCCCCGAUUCCCAGGCGUCAACUCCUACGCCUACACCUAAAGGACGGUCCCCCGCGAAAGCAAGAUCGUCAAAAAGGGUCGCCUCCACUGAGGAAGAAACAACCCAGCACACGCCAAAGACGAACCCCGGCCAGAGUGCAUCUAUGCCAGUAGCAGGAGCACAAGAACCCAAUAGUCCUACCGCAGAUCCUGAAGACAUCGAUCCGGCAAAGGCUGGACCUCAGCAGUUCUCGACGUUCAGACCAAGUAAAAGUAACUCUCGCAGAGUUGCAGGAGGCAUUCUCGAGUUGAGACUCCAUGACAGCGAGCGUUUUCUGGUACUCGGAAGCUAUGGUAUCAAGGUACUCGAUGGCGAGAUCACUAUAGCAGGAGCGAGUAUUCGAGCUUCUGACGGCACCAAAUGGGUUCAUGCUCCUCACUGCCAUGCGAUCCCCGUGCUGCGCUGCUCAGAGGAGACAAAACUUGAGCUGCAUCCUCACCCGCAAGGGGCGAGCCUGCGUAAGCUCGAGCGGCUGUCACCUCUCUUCCGAAGUCUGUGGCAUGAGCCUGAAGGAAAAGCGAGUAGACGAGGCGCCAAGACCGAUACCUACAAGAUUAUCUGUACCUCCGAAGACGCGCCGAAGCGAGCUCUCGUCCAGGAUCUGCGUUCGCACCCCGCCUGGAACAAGAAGUUGGCGGGGUUGACGAAGGCGAAACCAGGGCAACCAGCCCUCAGCGUGAUGCUAUGCGGCCCAAAAUCGUCGGGCAAAUCCACCUUUGGCCGUAUACUGGGCAAUCGGCUGCUCACGGGCGCCGGCCAGCAGACUAGGACCCGGCAAACGCCAUCAUCAGUCGUUGUGAUGGAGCUGGAUCCCGGUCAGCCAGAGUAUACUCCGGCAGGUACAAUCGCCUUGGUUCAGGUUAGAGAACCCAACUUGAGUCCAUCUUUUGCCCACAUUGCAGCGAAUGAGCAGAAUGUGACCGUUAUAAGAUGUCACUCAAUAGCUUCAGUAUCACCUGCGUCCGACCCAGAGCUGUAUCUGGAAUGUGCACUCGAUCUGUUUCAACGCUACCGAGACACCUGUCAAGGGCUGCCAUUGAUCAUCAACACGCCUGGUUGGGUCUUGGGAACAGGGCUGGACCUACUCAGUGAGCUUGUGUCAACAAUCAAGCCUACCGAGGUGAUUUACAUGUCCGAGGACGGCCCUAGAGAGACCGUCGAGGGCCUGCAGGCGGCGUGUAAGACAGUCUUCACACUGCUUCCCUCGCAGCAGUCGGAAUUCACUUCGAGAACCGCGGCACAUCUACGUUCGAUGCAGGCGUUGGCGUAUUUCCACACCAAGAGAAACCCGUCGAAUCAGCUGCUGUGGAACCCUACCCCGCUUUCAUCAUCGCCUCCGUUGCUGGUCGGCUACAAGGGGAAGAACCGCGGAAUUACGGGGAUUGUUAGCUAUGAGUAUCAACCGCCGGCAGAGCUCCUCGCAGAGACCAUCAACGGGUCUAUCCUAUGUCUGGUCGAAACCGAGGACACCAGGGCGUUCAGUCGUCUGGCUAGAGAGAGCAGUGGCUUUUCUUCUGCAGCAUCGAGCGCUGACGUGAUGGAUGUUGAUGGUGUUGCGCUAGACUUGGAGGCAAUUGUCGCCAGGACUCCUGAGGGAAUCCCUUAUAUCCCCAAUACCGAUGCCCAAACUAUGGAUCCACGAUACGCGCAAACGCUGGGCCAGGUGCUAUUACGAGGCAUCGACACAAAGACUGGCACUCUCCAGAUUCUCACACCGAUUCCCCUGGGACGCAUCGAGGCAGCCAAAGCAGCGGGCCACCACUUAUUGCUAGUCCACGGCAAGCUUGACUCCCCCGGCUGGGCGUAUACGGAAGACCUGUACUACCAGUCCUUCAACGGCAGCGAUGUAGAUAACUCCAAGUAUGACACGGUGGAAGUCAUGGACGAGGAUACGGAGAGCGACAACUCGGACGAAGAGCCCGAGAACCUCGAGCUUGCCGGUGACUUGAGUGACACGCACACACCGUGGAUUGAGGUCCUGCAGGGUCACGAGAAGCGCCCCGUGGGGUCGAGGGUGUGGAGAGUCCGGCGCGACCUCGGGCGGGCCGGGCCGGGCGCUGAGUGA
Molecule: messenger RNA, 2238 nt
Organism: Colletotrichum phormii
Lineage: Eukaryota; Fungi; Ascomycota; Sordariomycetes; Glomerellales; Glomerellaceae
Exons: 5
Coding region: 1-2238 (745 amino acids)
Biological process (GO): cleavage in ITS2 between 5.8S rRNA and LSU-rRNA of tricistronic rRNA transcript (SSU-rRNA, 5.8S rRNA, LSU-rRNA)
Cellular component (GO): nucleus
Molecular function (GO): polynucleotide 5'-hydroxyl-kinase activity
Source: RefSeq, a predicted model, not a curated record